CCGAGUUUUUUAAACAAAAAGCAAUUUUUUUUUCACAAAAUCUGUUGCAAGCGCUGAAUAAAAAAACAGAGAGAGUGCAAACCCAAUCGGGUAGUUAUUUUUUUAAAAGGAGCGGAACACGUCCGAAAAAGAAGUACGAACGCGCUGCGUAAACCGUAAACCAAAAGAAAAACCAGUUAUGUAUUCGCAGCAGCCCCAAGUUCGCCCAGUGUUUCCUUUUUGUGGAGCCAAAGAGUUGAAAAAUGUAUAAAAAAUGUCAAUGAAAGUGUCGCGAAAUGCGCCCCAAGUGGAGUUUUAGCGCUAAUUGUUGAUUUGGUGGCAGCCACAAGAGCAGCCAUCGCCAGCUUGGCCGGACCAGGCCCCGCUUUUGGUACAAGUUUAAGCCGAUUUCCUGCGAAACUCUUGCCAACUAAAAUAUUACUUGUGCAACAACGACAACAACGAAAAGCAGCGGGAAAAAGCCAACAAUUGGCACAUUUGGCGAUAAAUCAGCGAGCGAAAUCGUCAUCAAAACGCAACGCUGACAGCAACAAAGAAGAAGAAGAAUACGAAGAAGAGGAAGAGGAAGAAGCAGAAAUAACGGUGUGAACUUUAGCAGACGCUGCAGAAAGAAAGAAACAAGAGAGACUCGUAGGAAAGAGGGGAAAACGAAGACGAAGACGAAUCCAACAAAAACGAACAACGAAGCAGAGCGAGAGAGGAAGAGAGAGAGAGCGGGAGAGAGAGAGGAGCAGCAAGGGUCCUGCUGCAUAUCGAUUUUGCUAUUCUGGAGACUAUUUUUAGUGGCAUCCUCGCAGUAUCUUGGCGCGUAUCUGCUUUGAGGCUUUGAGGCAGGUUGGCAGCCAGCAGCAUGUGGCCAUGUAGGCAGCCCUAGACACUGACAGCCACAGCAAAAAAACAACAAAGAAAGAGGGGAGCCCAAGCCCAAGCCCAGGCCCAAGCCCAAGACCAAGCCCAAGCCCAAGCCCUAGCCACUUGACAGCCACUUGGCAUUCAGGCAGCAGCAGCGGCAGCGAACCAUAACCAGGCAGACCGGAAAAGCGUCGAUGAGUUGAGGCCUCGAACCCCAUCCUCCACAUCCUCUGGCCUCUCCACCGUCCCCUCGGCCUGCUCGCGUGGCUGCUUCGACUGGAACUGGAACUGAAACUGAAACUGGAACCCCGUCCACCGCCAUCGUACCCUUGGCCAGAAUGGACGCGGACGCGGACGCAUCGCCCACAUCCCCUGCGGCGGGUCCUGCUCUGGUAUCGGGCAGGUCAUUGGACCAGCAGGUGGACGCCUCGCCCAAUCACUCGAACUACUCGAAUCUCACGAACAACAGCAGCCCGAGCCCAAGUGGGAGCAGUGUCUGCAGUCCCUCCACCACCUCCUCCUCCUCGUCGGCGCCCCAGUACAGCGAGGAUUUGCGAGCGGCAGUCGCUGCCGGGCGCCACAAUCAGAAUCCCAUAACCAAUCCCAUUCCAAAUCAGAAUCAGAGCCAGAAUCAGAGCCAGAGCCACAGUCACAGCGGAUCGGCGGGCACAGGCGGCUCGUCGUCGGGCAAGACCUGCGAGGUGGAUGUGGGCGAGGAGGAGCGCGACACCUUCUCGCCCGUGUCCAGUCCGGACUGCAACGGGGCGGCCUCGGCUCUGGGAGCAGAGGUUAUUGCCUCCGGCAGCGAACCGGGCCUGGACAACAAGAUCUUCGAAGGGGGCAGCGGCAGCAAGGCGAAACCGGCCUCCAAAGAGGAGAAGCAGCGCCAGAACGAGGAGAUCGUGUGCAUGGAGACCUCCACAGUAUCGACAGAGACCGGCUCCUGGGAGUCGAUGUAUCCGGUGGCCGUAGAGCCCCCGCCAGCACCACCGUCGGCGCCGGAGGAUGAUGACACCAUGGGCCCCGAGGCGGAGUCCAGUUCCGUGUUCAAGGGGAUCAGCGCCAGUUGCCUGCUGCGGGAUCUGGAGAAGCGCGAGCAGCCGCUGUCCACAUCCGGGACGAGUGCCUGCUUCAUAGACGCCUCCUCGCUGCGCGACGAAGAUGAGGUGCUGUCCUUUCCCAGCCUGGACGGGCAUGCCCAGGAAGAGGAGAACGAGCACGAGAACGAGAACGAAGAGGAGCACGGAGCGGAGGUCGAAGCAGGAGCCGACGGGCAGGAGGAGACCCUGGAGGCUUCGCCCACCCAGCAGCUGGAGCAGUUCCACAAGGCCUUUGCCAGGUGCAAAGGCUCGAGCACGGGCACGAGCCAUGGCCAUGGCCGCAGCAGCUCCAACGACGCCGACUCCUCCGACUCCUCGCUGAGCGUCAAAAUGCGACGAGAGCAGGAGGAGCAGGAGCGCCCCAUGGCCUCGUUGGGCGGCGGGGGGCCCUACAGCUUCCAGCACAAUGCCCAGCACUUUAGUGUGCAUCCGUUGGGGAGCAGCCCCAAGUUUGCGACCCACCACCACCACAGCAGCAGCCAGAACCACAACCAGAACCACAACCACAACAAUGGGCAGCCCGAUCUCAGCUACACGACGGACUAUUCGUCCAGCAGCCCGGCUCCCAGUCUGGUCUGGUCGGAGCAGGGCAGAGCCGCGCAUGCGCCGCACUCCUCGGCCUCCGCCUCGGCCUCAGCGUCGACCUCGACGCCACACAACUCGAUGGUGCACAUAGAGCCCGCCUCGGGGAGCAACAACAGCUCCAUCCACAGAGACUACACCUUGUCGUCGUCCCUGUCGCAUCACCGCGACUCGGGCGCCUACUGCAGCGAUGCCACGGACUCGCCGCUGCCCCUGCCGCGCACCCCGAAGCGCUGCUCGAAGUUCGACGAGGCCAAUCCGAUAGUGUCGGGCGGGGCCUCCAUCGAGGACUUCCGGCAGAAGCAGUGCGAGAGUCCCGGCAUCAAGCGGCGCACCGACACCUGCCCGAUCGUGUCGGGCGGCUUUGUGUCGCUGGACUUUGCCCCCACGCGUCCCCUGCAGGACGACGAUGAGGAGGACGACGACGCCGACGACGCGGAGAUCUCCGGCGUGGAGCUGCGCGUGAAAUCGGGCGCCAGUGCGGGUCUCCAGAGGAAGCCGGCGCCCGGCAUAGCCUCCUGGGUGGUGGACAUGAGCGACUGUCGCCCGGAGCGCCGCCGGAGCACCAGCAGCACCACCUCCAGCUUCCGCGAGCGCUCCGACUCGAACAGCUCGCACAAGAGCGGCUGCGGCUUCUACGUCUCCCUCGACGACAUGGACCGGAAGCCGUCGUCGGAGCAGCCACCGGCCAAGCCCCAGCCCCCGCCGCCGCCGUCGCAGCUCAGCAAAUCCUACACGGCUCCCAAGUCCGCGGGCUUCUUCGUGAAUCUCUCGCAGAACGAGGCCGAGCAGCAGGAGCCCGGCGUCCCGCUGGUAGCGGACGAAAAGGAGAAGCAGCAGCCGCCGCCGGAGCAGAAGAACAUCUUCAGCAUGUUCAUUGACAUUGGCGGCGAGCAGAAGACGCCCCGCGCCAACGGACGCAAGGAGCCCCUCAGUCUGGCCCAGCGUCUGUCCAGCUCGCUCAGCUCCUCAUCGGCCGCCGUCCAGCGACGCGGGGAGCUCGGCGGGGACGUGAUGAAGUCCAGUGCCAGUUCGACGGAGACUCUGAUGGCCAAGAGCGCCACGCAGAAGGAGAUGCUGCCAGCAGGAGAAAGCAAGUCCCUGGACUACAGAUGCAAUCUGGAUCCCCCGCUCACGGUGGCCGCCCUGCGUCGCAUCUCGCAGCAGCAGCGGCAGCAGCAGCAGCAGAGCGAUCCCACGAAGCGGCACAGCUGGGGCAGCAACGGGAGCCCGGAGCAGCACGGAGGGGCACCGGGCAACGACUGCAAGCGGUCCAUCAGCCUGACGGCCAACGGAGUGAACGGCAGCGACUCCUCCGGGGCGGGCCUGAUGAGCAUCAUCGACAAGCUGCCCAUCAUCUCGAAGGCCUCCUCGCUGUCGGUGGACAGCUCCCUUUCGCCCUACGACGACUACAGCGGCGGCUCGAAUGCGGGCGGGCUGAGCAGCUACUCCGACGAGGAGCAGCAGCAGCAGCAGAUGGCGGGGGGCCGCCUCAAGAAGCGGCGCCGCGAUGCGCAGCUCAACGAGACGUACGACAAGAGCAGCAUGGCCUCCGUGACGGAGGGAGUGCUGUCCAAGGACAUGUCGCCGGCCUCCAACACGGACACGGACGAUCUCACCUUCCAGCAGGACGAGCAGCUGGCCCAGCAGCAGCAGGCCCUGGAGCAGCACCAGCAGCAGCAGCAGCAGCAGCAGCAGCUGAUUCCGAUCCAGUUGAGCAGCAGCUCCAAUCGCACCAGCGUCAUGGAAACGAUCAUCGAGGCCAAGGAGACGGCCUCGCCCAAGAAAACGGCCACCGGGUCGGUCCCGGUCCCGGUCUCGUCCUCCCUCACCAACGGCCAUACCAUGGAGUCCCUGCACGCCACCAUCGAGAAGCAGAAGCAGCUCCUGGAGACGGUCAACGAGCACGGGGAGCAGCAGCAGCAGCAAAAGCUGCCGGCACCGGCACCCUCCGCCUUUGUGAAGCUCUCGGACAUGGACAAGCCCGUGAAGCACGACCUCCAGUCGCCGGAUUCGAUGAGCAAGAGCGUCGGCAACAACCACCGCAGCAGCCACAGCUCCCAGCUGGGGCAGCGCCUGUACCGCGACGAGAACAAGGGACGUCCCCACUCCUGGGCCAUGACCCGAUCGACGGGCAACAGCUUGCAGAACUUCACCAACUCCGUGGACAACAUCCGAAGCCUGUCGCGGCUGUUCCCCAACUUCUCCAAGGAGUUCUCCAACUCCCUGCCGAACGACAUGACCCUGGAGCUGACGCAGGCCCAGGCGUUGGCCCAGGCGCAGGCGCAACAGCAGGUGGACUACAUCCAGACCGAUCUCAGCGCCGACUCCAGUCUGGCCUCCAGCUUCAGCAGAUCGGGCAUGGACGAGUCCUCCCUCAGCUGCCGGCAGCCGCGUCGCCUGGGCGAGGACCUGCUCAAGAUGUUCCUGCAGGAGAUCGCCACCGAUAUGCUGGUCGAAGUGCAUGGCCGUCGCAUCCGGGCCCACAAGUGCAUCCUGCGCUCGAGAUGCCAGUACUUUGCGGCCAUGCUGGCCGGCCACGGAUCCCAGAGCGUCGUCUCCCUGCAGGGCUACUCCUACGCGGCAGUGCACUUCGCCCUGUGCCACAUCUAUUCGGGGGCCUCCCAUCCCCCGGACGGGAUCAGCCUCAUGGAGCUGGCCGCCCUGGCCGACCUGCUGGGCCUGGAGGGCCUCAAGGAGGUCACCUCGCACGCGCUCAAGACGAACUACUGCCACAACUUCCACAAGCCGUGCUCCGGCUGCAUCGACGGCAUCCUGCAGGUCCUGCCCGUGGCCCUCAACCAUGCGCUCGACGAUCUCUAUCGCAAGUGCCUGCGCUGGACCUGUCGCCACUACCUCAAGGUGUGGCCCACGCGCCAGUUUGCCCAGCUCCCGCCCGACAUACUGGGACGCUGCCGUCAGCAGAUCAUUGCCUACAUGACCUCGGAGACGGUGCUGGACACGGUGCUCGACUGUGACCAUCUGCUGGCGCAGCUCUCGGCCUACCGCUGGGGACACGUCUGCGAGCAGCUGGUGCGGGACAUACUGGACGCGGCGCACGCCUAUGUGGGCGACCACUUUGCCAGCCUGAUUGCCAGCGACGCCUUCCUGUCGCUGGGCCACGACCGGAGUCGCCACAUUCCCCAUCUGGAGGCCCUGCUGCGGCAGGCCGCCUCGGAGCUGACGCCGGAGCAGGCGUGCCGUAGCUACCAGCGGGUGACGCGCCUGAAUGCGGUGCUGCGAGCGAAGCUGCACAACGUGCCGGGGAAUCUGAGCGAGCUGGUGCAGGAGCUGCACGGCCUGCAGGAGGAGGAGCAGCUCGACUGGAAGCCGGACUACGUGCGGCUGGUCUGUGCGCUGGUCUACACCGUCGAGCAGUGCCUGAUCCGGCAGUGCUCGCGGGCGAUGCGCGUGACCGCCUGGCAGCGCAUGGACCUGGAGCUGCGCAAGAAGAUCCAGGGCAUGGCCCGACUCACGGAGCCGCUGGACAUGAAGCGCCAGGGCGGCAAGGCGGUGGGCAAGGCCUUCUCCUUUGGCGGCAGCACCCGCAGCCAGGAUCUGGUGCAGAUAAAGCUGGCCAUCCAGGCCCAAUCGAAGCGGGCCCACGCCCAGGAGACGCACAUGUACAAGGCCACCCAGACGCAGGAGGCGGGCGCCUCCAACCAUGUCCAGACAGCGGACCGCGGCGUGCAGGCCAACCACGAUCCCCGGGAGGGAGGCAGCAAACUGCUCAAAUCGAACUCGCGUGCCCACGUGCCACAUCGCGCCGCCUCCCAGGUGGCCUCCGAGCGGAACAGCAUCAAUCUGCACCGACGCACGCAGUCCGAGGCGCCGCCAGUGACGCAUCACAAGAAGGCGGCGGUGGCGGUGGUGGCGUCGGCGGCAGCAGCAGCCGAGGCCAAGGCAAAGCCAACGGCAGCCCCGCGAUUGGGCGAAAUACGACCCCGGUACUUGGAGCCGCGCAAGCCACGGGCACCGCUCGCCAAUGGACCCGUGCGCAGUGCCACCAGCUCGAGCAUACCCGCCACUGGGGGGGCCCGGAAGGCGCCGGCCAAGAAUCUGCACAUCUCCUCCAGCGACAGCUCGAGGAACUCGAGUCCGGCGGCAGCCCGGCGAGUGCAGAACGGAAACGGCGCACGUCUAGGCAACAAGUCGAGCAAUCUCUCCAUGGACAGCCUAUCCUCACCGGCCAGACGGGCCAAGAGCAGCUCACGAGCCCCCACCAACGACAGAUACUCAUCCGAUCAGAACGUCGACUCGCUGGCGGAGAGCAUGAAGAGCUCCGUCAUCACGAACAAAACGAUCUCACACGAAUCCCUCUCGGGCAGCUCGAAGCUGGCCCGCAUCCAGCAGCUGAAUGGCCACGCGGCGGGGGCCAAACAGGCGCCAGCCGGCGGCAAAGGCAGGCAGGCGAAGCCCCUCCAGCGCGGCCCCACGGUGGGCAACAAGUCGACGCGGCAGCUCAAGCAGCAGCAUAAUGGAAUGGCCUCGAACGGGUCCAGUCCCAAUUCGGUGCACACGACCAAGUCGGCCACCAGUCGCCUGUCCUCCGUCAGCAGUACGCUCUCCACCCGGGAGCUGUUCAAGCAGCGCUCCAUUUCGGUGCCAGCAGGCGGCACAGAUGGGGCACCGGGCAGCAAGGGACGUCCCAGCUUCCUAUCGGCCAAGUCGCGCGAGAUCCUGGCCAAGCGGGCGGAGAAGAACAAGCUCCAGCAGCAACAACAGCAACAGCAGCAGCAGCAACAGAAGCAAACGGAAAGUCUGGGAGAUGAGCGCGGGUCGCAUCAUCUGCGCUCCUCCGCCGGCCCCCUACGCUCCUCCUCACAUUCCGCUGUGGCCAGCAUGCUGCAGCAGCACAAUCUGCGCAACAGUCUGCCCUCCAAUAUACCCACACGACGUCCCAACACGCUGCAGCUGAAGAAGACCACCGCUGUCUCGAAUGGCGUGGCCACCAAGGUGACCACCAACGGGAUCAACGGCUCGUACAAGGCCGCCCAGGCGGUCAAGCAGAAGCUGGACCUGCUCAUCGAUGCUCAGAUGGAGGAGGCGAUGCCCAUGCCCAUGGAACGAGUCGAGUCGAAGCUCGAGCGCUCCAGCACCUUCUGCAAGGAUAGCGCUGAUCUGGAUAUCAGCGAACUACAGAUUGUGGAGUAGAGCAAAACAUGAAAACAGCUGGCAGCAGCAGAAUGAGGUCGUAUCAAAUAUGGCCCCAGAGACGGCCCAGCCCAGCCCAGCCCGGCCCAGUCCAGUCCCCGCAGAACCGUACACACGUCCCAUAAGGCAACACUAGUCAAUAAUCUAGCAUGCGGCUGCAGUUGCAGUUGGAGAGCAUGAAACCAUUUAACCAUAACAAUAAAUAUUAACAAGAAGAUGUUACUUCCUACUACCACAAGCGAAAUAAGAGAGAUCCAGCGGCGGAAACGAAUACCCCACGGAAAUCCGCAAUACAAUUACAACACGUGUUAUCCAACUUAGAGCAGAAACAAAAGUUAUUGCCCCCGUUUAAGCAGAACCCCCACUUCCACUUCCACUCCCUUACCCACUCCCCACUCCAGAAAUAUUAGUGCAUUAGCUUAUUACGAUAUGGAAACCGAUGCGAGAGCCCUGGAGGGAUUGUGUGCAGAGCAGAGCAGAGCAGAGAUCGGAUCGGAUCGGAUCAGAUCAGAUCAGGCAAACAAAAAUGGAAUAACAAAUAUUUGGUGAUAUUAUUUAGAGUGCGCUUUACUCGUAUGUUUAUGUUAAAUGCUAAACGAAAAGUGCUUUUUACUACCCCCCAGCCCGAAAAAUGGAAAGUCUACUUAAAGUAUGAUCUAGCGAAUGUGUGCACUGAAGGACACCCCUGCUCUCCCGCUCCCGCUCUACGCUCUAUGCGCUUUGCAAGCUGCAUUUAAAGUCUUCUACUCUCCUGCUUUAUCCCGCCCAAAAGAAAAAUAAAAAUAAAUAUAAUGUAUACUCCCCAUAUACCACAUAAAAAAAGAGAGAAAACUAAACGGAAACCAUGUCUCUACUCCAUAAUUAUUUAAGCUUGAAUUCUUUUUUUUUUAUACUGUUGUUUAUUUAACUCGUACUCGUAAUACUACUGGCGCAUUACUUCAGCAAGGCAACCAAGGAAACGUCUUUUAUAUUAUACAUGUGUAUUAUUUGAAUUCAUAAUAAUAAUUUAUACAUUUUAAUUAUUUGAUAUAUUAUAGUACUACUAUAUAAUAUGCGAACC
Drosophila persimilis is the source of this 8748-nucleotide messenger RNA. RefSeq names its product serine-rich adhesin for platelets. The transcript has 5 exons. Gene Ontology annotation, molecular function: protein binding. The record is from RefSeq and is a predicted model, not a curated record. NCBI's taxonomy places the organism in Eukaryota, Metazoa, Arthropoda, Insecta, Diptera, Drosophilidae. Bases 1191 to 7688 code for a protein of 2165 amino acids.